Capra hircus (goat) is the source of this 5338-nucleotide messenger RNA. It is a transcript of the gene CLCN3, whose product is annotated as chloride voltage-gated channel 3. Gene Ontology annotation, biological process: transmembrane transport; chloride transport. Gene Ontology annotation, cellular component: synaptic vesicle; membrane; Golgi apparatus. The coding region runs from base 255 to 2855 and encodes 866 amino acids. The record is from RefSeq and is a predicted model, not a curated record. The transcript is spliced from 14 exons. Gene Ontology annotation, molecular function: voltage-gated chloride channel activity. NCBI's taxonomy places the organism in Eukaryota, Metazoa, Chordata, Mammalia, Artiodactyla, Bovidae.
CACGGCUACGCGGUGACGUCAGGCGCCGACGCACCUGUCGGCCCUGCUUUAGCCGCUCCUGUCCGCUUCCCGGGGUCGCUGGGUCGGACGGGACGAUUCGGAACCGCAGCCCUUCCUGCGGUACCGUCAGCCUGUGGCCAGAGUUGGGCCGAGUGCCGAGGAGGGGUGCUGGCGGCCGGCCGCUCCAGUUUUUCCCCGAGUUGGAGCAUGGCUGCAGCUGUGGUCCCUCCAGAGGGAGAUAACCAGACAGCUAAAUGGAGUCUGAGCAGCUGUUCCAUAGAGGCUACUGUAGGAACAGCUACAACAGUAUAACCAGUGUGAGUAGUGAUGAGGAGCUUUUAGACGGGGCAGGUGUUAUUAUGGACUUCCAGACUUCUGAAGAUGACAAUUUGUUAGAUGGUGACACAGCAGUGGGAACUCACUACACAAUGACCAACGGGGGCAGCAUCAGCAGCUCCACACACUUGCUGGAUCUUCUGGACGAGCCCAUCCCUGGGGUUGGCACCUAUGAUGACUUCCACACCAUCGACUGGGUGCGAGAGAAGUGUAAAGACAGAGAAAGGCAUCGCCGGAUCAACAGCAAAAAGAAAGAAUCAGCAUGGGAGAUGACGAAAAGCCUGUACGAUGCGUGGUCAGGGUGGCUCGUGGUGACGCUGACAGGGUUGGCAUCAGGGGCACUGGCUGGGUUAAUAGACAUUGCGGCCGACUGGAUGACGGACCUGAAGGAGGGUAUCUGCCUGAGCGCGCUCUGGUACAACCACGAGCAGUGCUGCUGGGGGUCCAACGAAACCACGUUCGAAGAGAGGGACAAGUGUCCACAGUGGAAAACGUGGGCAGAGUUGAUCAUAGGCCAGGCCGAGGGUCCUGGCUCGUACAUCAUGAACUACAUGAUGUACAUCUUCUGGGCCUUGAGUUUCGCCUUUCUUGCCGUCUCGCUGGUGAAGGUGUUUGCGCCAUACGCCUGUGGCUCUGGGAUCCCAGAGAUUAAAACUAUUUUGAGUGGAUUCAUCAUCCGAGGCUACUUGGGAAAAUGGACUUUAAUGAUUAAAACCAUCACAUUAGUACUGGCUGUGGCAUCAGGCUUGAGUUUAGGAAAAGAAGGGCCCUUGGUCCAUGUUGCCUGUUGCUGUGGAAACAUCUUUUCCUACCUCUUUCCGAAGUACAGCACAAAUGAAGCUAAAAAAAGAGAGGUGCUGUCGGCUGCCUCCGCUGCAGGCGUCUCUGUGGCUUUCGGCGCGCCAAUCGGAGGAGUGCUGUUCAGUCUGGAAGAGGUCAGCUAUUACUUUCCUCUGAAGACUCUGUGGAGGUCGUUCUUUGCUGCUUUGGUGGCUGCCUUUGUUCUGAGAUCCAUCAAUCCGUUUGGUAACAGCCGCCUGGUCCUCUUCUACGUGGAGUAUCACACUCCAUGGUACCUGUUUGAACUGUUUCCCUUUAUCCUCCUGGGGGUGUUCGGCGGGCUCUGGGGAGCCUUCUUUAUCAGGGCCAACAUUGCCUGGUGUCGCCGCCGCAAGUCCACCAAGUUCGGGAAGUACCCGGUCCUCGAGGUCAUCGUGGUGGCGGCCAUCACCGCAGUGGUCGCCUUCCCCAACCCGUACACGCGGCUCAACACCAGCGAGCUGAUCAAAGAGCUGUUCACAGACUGCGGGCCCCUGGAGUCGUCCUCCCUGUGCGACUACAGGAGCGACAUGAAUGCCAGCAAGAUCGUGGACGACAUCCCCGACCGUCCCGCGGGCCUGGGGGUGUACUCUGCCAUAUGGCAGCUCUGCCUGGCUCUCAUAUUUAAGAUCAUAAUGACUGUGUUCACUUUUGGCAUCAAGGUCCCAUCUGGCCUGUUCAUCCCCAGCAUGGCCAUUGGCGCCAUCGCCGGCCGCAUCGUGGGCAUCGCGGUGGAGCAGCUGGCCUACUAUCACCACGACUGGUUCAUCUUUAAGGAGUGGUGUGAGGUCGGCGCUGACUGCAUCACCCCCGGCCUGUACGCCAUGGUCGGCGCGGCCGCAUGCCUAGGUGGUGUGACGAGGAUGACCGUGUCCCUGGUGGUUAUCGUCUUUGAGCUCACGGGAGGCCUGGAGUACAUCGUGCCCCUCAUGGCUGCCGUGAUGACCAGCAAAUGGGUGGGCGAUGCCUUCGGGAGGGAAGGCAUCUAUGAAGCCCACAUCCGGCUGAAUGGGUACCCCUUCCUGGAUGCCAAAGAAGAGUUCACCCACACCACCCUGGCUGCCGAUGUCAUGAGACCUCGGAGGAGCGACCCCCCGCUGGCCGUGCUGACCCAGGACAACAUGACGGUGGACGACAUAGAGAACAUGAUCAACGAGACCAGCUACAACGGCUUUCCCGUCAUCAUGUCCAGGGAGUCCCAGAGACUCGUGGGCUUUGCCCUCAGGAGAGACCUGACCAUCGCCAUAGAAAGUGCCCGGAAAAAGCAGGAGGGGAUUGUGGGCAGCUCGCGCGUGUGCUUUGCGCAGCACACCCCAUCCCUGCCGGCCGAGAGCCCCCGGCCACUGAAGCUCCGCAGCAUCCUGGACAUGAGCCCGUUCACGGUGACAGACCACACACCCAUGGAGAUCGUGGUGGACAUCUUCCGGAAGCUGGGCCUGCGCCAGUGCCUCGUCACACACAACGGGAGCCUCUUGGGGAUCAUCACCAAGAAGAACAUGGUAGCGCACCUGGAGGAGCUGACGCGGCACGCCGAGCCCCUGACGCCUCCUUGGUAUCAUCACAAAAAAAGACAUCCUCCGUCAUAUGGCCCAGACGGCAAACCAAGACCCCGCCUCCAUCAUGUUCAACUGAGCCCCGCGGCGGAGGAGGGGGAGGAGGACGGGGAGGAGGCCUGCCUGCUCAGCAGCAGCUCGCUCUGAUCCGGAGGCAGGACCGGCGGCGGCGGGCUCCUGCGGCGGGUUUGCCGAGGCUGCUGUGGUGGGGUGAGGGGCGGCAGAGGCGGCCGGGCCUCCCCGCCGUGCGAGCAGCGAGCAGCGAGCAGCGCGGGGCCGACCCAGCCGACCCAGCCGUGCGCUCAGCCCUGGAGGCGCCCCGACCCGACCCCGCCCUUUCUGGCCCUGCAGAGGGGCCAGCAGUCCCCGUGUCAGAAGGGGUCCCUCUGAAUUGAGCCAUCUCUAAGACUGCAAGGUCUUGCCCCCCCUCCCCGCCCUUUUUUUUAAUCAAAACUAUUGUGUUUAACUCCUGAACCGUACAGGUAAAGCAUUACCUUUCUACAUUCCGGACAAGCUUCUUCCUCUCCUCUCCCCUCCCCCGCGAGCUGUCACCAAGCCUCUGAGAGUGGUGUGCACGUGGGGAGCAGUCCUUUCUCAUAUUGAGAUGUGCGUGGUCGUACCGGGGUCUCGUCACACGGAGGGAGUGGGUGCUGUGUCCCCACACGAGGUGCUUGGGGCAAGCCCGGUACCACAACUGGGGCGAGGCGCCGCGGAAGCUCUGCGGGGGGAGGGGUUCAGCAUCCACCACAGGGGACUUGACUGGUAAGGAUGGACAGUUUUCUUCUUGCUUUUCUCACCCUCUCUGACUUGAUGGAUAAUGUGAACUGGUCUUAACGCAGAUUUUUCUGUUUCUAAAACUCCUAUAACACAAGUACCAUUGAGCGUAAGGAAAUGCUGCUGCUUUGAUAGUGACAAGAAGGAAGUGUUGUGUCGGGCUGCACCUGCUAUGAGUCGCAUGUUUAAACACUGGAAUCUUCUUUUUCUUGAAAUUAGAUCAGUCUGGUUUUUUUUCCCCUUUCCUUAAGGUAUUUUACUGCUGACACUGAAGAAAAAAUGUAAUUCAUAACUUGCACUAAAUGUAUAUUUCUUUCUUAAAAAUUUACCAUUCUUAUUUAUAUUUUUAUGGAUUAAAAUUUAUAAAAUACAGAUCAGUUAAUAUCACACUUAAAUACUUUUACCUUUUUAAUGUGAUUUUUAUAGACUAACUCAGACUUAGAAAUAUGGAGAUAUGAACAAAGUUUACAGUGGGAACGAGGGUCUAAGAUGUGGUGUGGUUGUUUCUUUGUGAUCACACGUGUACGGAAACCUUUUCUCAUCUCUCACUGCCAUCCUCUGGGUUGUGUUUCCGGCUUGUCCAUUUUGACUUAUUAACUGGAAGCUGAAACACUAUGUAUCGUUUCACAGAUUAAAAGUUAAAUAGUGUUAACCUUAAAAAAAAACAGAAAAUAGAAUGGCAGAGGUAGCAGUUAAAAUGUUGAUCUGAACAGAACUUGUGAAUCUUCAUGGAGGUCAUGUCCAGGUGUCCGGUGACAUUUUGAAUCCACGCUGCACUUUUUUGCACAGUGGGCUGGAAAUGUACUGGAUGUGUUUGGAAUUUGGGGUUUUGGAAAAUACCUGUCUUAAUCAUGGUCUCAAUUCACAUCAGCAAAGGCAGUUCACUUGAAGCACUGGCCUGAAAAUUCUGGAUUAUGCAUCUUGGGAGGCAAAAUGAAUUUUUAGAGACAGACAUUUUUCUGAAACACAUCUUGCAAUGAGCUGUUUUUAUAUUUUGGAAGUGAUUGUUCACCUCUUGAUUCUUAAUAAACCUGUAAGGUCUGGGAGGUCACAGAAGAUCUUUAUGAUGCUGAGGAUUUAUAAGAUCUCAAAGCCAUAUUAGAACGACCAUUGAGAGGUGAGCAGACGGAAGUUCCACGACACCUGAGCUUUGCUCUGCCUGCAGGUAGUGUUUUGUCCUGUUUCCCCCUUCCGGCCACCUCCGCACUUGCUUCCCAGCCUGUGCAGACGGCCCUUCCUGAACCACGGUCAGCUGGUCUCCUCUCAAGCUCUCGUCCAUGCGUUUGCCCGAGGCCCAGUGAGCGUGCGGGCUCUGUGGCCGCACCGCGUCCCACGUGGCGUCCCACGUGGCGUGUCUUGUCUCCUUCAUUUCUUUUCCGACUUUGCGUCCUGCUUCACACUGACGUCCUGGGCGGAUGCCGAUCCUCUCCUGUGUGUGUGCCCUUGCUGCUGAGAUGCAGGGGGCAGGCUGUGCCUCCAGCGCGCGCGUGGCUGUCUGUCACUGCAUUCCACUUUUCCUUUUGGUCUGUUGGGUGUGUCUGUGUCUCAGCCCAGCGAGGGGAGCUGGAGACCGCGCGGUGGGAGUGCCUGGCCCAGUGGAGCGCAGGCGGAGCCUCAUUGGAGUGCCUUUUCUGAGAAGGUAUGAUGAGGAUGGGCAGGGUGUCAGCAUCUCUUCUCCUUAAUAAUUGUGUUCAGUUCUGACUCACGAAUGCCUGGUUUGUUCAUCUGCGAUGUUGCCUAGAGCUGUAUUUAUCUGUUUAUUUAUACUAGUGUAGUAAAGCUGCAUAUCAUUACAGUACAAAUGGUGACUGUGAUGAGUCAAUCAGAAAACCUAUUAAAAUCUAUAUGACAACGUG